UAUAUACUAGAGCGAGAACAAGGUUAUAUAAUUCGCAGUAGCAGCUUUUGGUUUCCCUCCAGCGCGGUCCCGUUUUCUUCCCCUCCGUGCAAACAUGUUGUUCUUCUCGUACUUCAAGGAUUUGGUGGGAAGAGAAGUAACCGUAGAGCUGAAGAACGAUUUGGCCAUCAGAGGGACAUUGCAUUCCGUUGAUCAGUACCUCAACAUCAAGCUCGAAAACACUCGCGUCGUUGAUCAAGACAAGUACCCGCACAUGCUUUCAGUAAGAAACUGCUUCAUCAGAGGUUCGGUUGUGAGAUACGUGCAAUUACCUCCAGAAGGGGUGGACAUUGAAUUGUUGCACGAUGCCACUAGGAGAGAGGCUAGGGGCGGUUAGCGUCGUGACCUUGUGAUGUAUCUCUUAAAUGAAAAUUCUAUAUGGUUAAUCCUACCACAGAAGGAAACUCCUUUAAGAUGUUAAUGCUAUGUAACUGUAUUGCCUUUUCAUUUUAUUUCUUUUGGAAGCUUUGUCCAAUUUUAAUGUGACAAAAUGAAACUAGUGUAACUGCAUUGCUUUUUUCCUUCCCUAAGCUCUUCUCAGUUCCGACAAA
This is a messenger RNA of Vigna unguiculata (cowpea), 590 nucleotides long. RefSeq names its product sm-like protein LSM2. Gene Ontology annotation, cellular component: catalytic step 2 spliceosome; precatalytic spliceosome; U4/U6 x U5 tri-snRNP complex. The record is from RefSeq and is a predicted model, not a curated record. NCBI's taxonomy places the organism in Eukaryota, Viridiplantae, Streptophyta, Magnoliopsida, Fabales, Fabaceae. Gene Ontology annotation, biological process: mRNA splicing, via spliceosome. Gene Ontology annotation, molecular function: RNA binding.